AACCUGACUGUGCUGCAAUAAGCUUGUUGUAUAUGAUCUACAUCAACAGGUCCGGGGAGUAAGUGGGUGAGUAUUAUGACAGGUAACCUUGUGCCGGAUGUCAUUUGACACGGGUGCGGGUGAGGGGCGGAGGUCUGGCCUUGUCCAGGUGUGCGCUGGACGGUGUUACAGGCGGCCUAAGUUUACUGAAUGAAGAUUAGAAGAGGCAAGCGCUGCUGCAACAUUUCCCAGUCAGCCAGUGAGCCGCGAGAGCGACCCCGGCGCUCGCGCUUCUUGCGGACCCAGUUCCCUGGCAUAGAGCUGCAGUGCGCCUGCGCGGAAGCGCCGCCAUUUUGGCCGUGCUGAUAGUCUGAUGUUGUAAGGAAGGCUGAGCCGAGGCCGAACAGCGUGUCGCGAAAUGGCCAAUAUCGCAGUGCAGCGAAUUAAACGAGAGUUCAAGGAGGUCUUGAAGAGCGAAGAGACCAGCAAGAAUCAAAUAAAAGUAGAACUCGUAGAUGAAAACUUUACAGAAUUGAGAGGAGAGAUUGCAGGGCCUCCUGAUACACCAUAUGAAGGAGGGCGAUAUCAACUAGAAAUUAAAAUCCCAGAAACAUAUCCAUUUAAUCCUCCAAAGGUUCGGUUUAUCACAAAAAUUUGGCAUCCAAAUAUUAGUUCAGUAACGGGAGCCAUUUGUUUGGAUAUUCUAAAAGAUCAGUGGGCAGCUGCUAUGACUCUACGGACAGUUUUAUUAUCGUUACAAGCCUUACUGGCAGCGGCUGAACCAGAUGACCCACAGGAUGCAGUAGUCGCACAACAGUACAAGCAAAAUCCAGAGAUGUUCAAACAGACAGCCAGACUCUGGGCACACGUGUAUGCGGGAGCACCAGUUCCUAGCCCUGAGUACACUAGAAAAGUAGACAAAUUGUGCGCUAUGGGCUUUGAUAAAAAUCCCGAAUGAGGCCAGAGGAAGGCAGUGGUUCUGCUGAAUAUUUCUUCUAUCAAAAGAGAAGUGAUAGAUCUGUGACCAUUUUCUGAAAAAAAAUCCAGUUAAAUACACUUUCCUGUUAGAGGGAGGGAAAUUCACAUUUAAAGUCGAAGUUGUAUGUAUAUAAAACCCAUUAUUUUAAUAGUUCUCCUCUACUGUUUAUUAAUUCAUUGACUUGUACACCAAACUGCUUGACAUCUCUAGUGCUGAAUUAUGUUUGCAUAAUUCUAUUUUGUUCCCAUUUUCUUGACACUGUGAUUCCAUAUCUCCAAUCCAAGUGCUUUCACUGUAACUCCAACAAUAGCUAUUCUUCCUUAACCUAUAUAUAUACUUUCAGUUCCAGGAUCCCAUAAAUCUAUCCUCAGCUUCUUUCUCCCAAAUUUACAUGCUGCCAUUUGGUGACAUUGUAGGCAAUCAUGUUAGCUUUCAGUUGCAUGUUUGUUAUUUAGCUUUAGCUCUUUACCACUUCUUUCAAUCUUUAAUUAUAUUCUUGGUGUAAGAGUGCUUAUGCAGUGAAAAAUCAGGAAUCAAUUACAAUUUCAUUGGGAAGAACAAGAGUUUCAUCUGUCCAAAUUGCUUCAGUCAGGCAAUUCACGCUCGGUAUCUUGCUGAAUUGAUAACCCUGCAUUAUAAUUAUCACUAAUUCUGCUUUCAUCCACCUCUGCAAAUAUUAUGUACAUGCCGUCUUGCUUUUCUCCUGGUGAAAUCUUGAUUAGUCUUGUCACUUCCUGACUCACUACUCAAUUGCAUCUAGUUCUUUGUGACAAACAUUUGUUUCCUGCCUUGCAACAUGUUAAUUUCAUAAUCUCUGCCUGAAUUCUUUGGUCUUUCUCUGCUCUUAACUCUGUAUAUUAAAACUUGCCUUGUAUUGACUGGGACAGCCAUAGUGCAAAGGGCUUGGAUUGGGUAGAAUUUGUUAAGUGUCCAAAAAGGUUUUCUCAAACAAUGUGUAGAUGGCCCUGCUAGAGAAGGGACAGCACUGGAACUCAUAUUGGACAGAGAGGCAAGACAAGUGACUGAAGUGUCAGCGGGGGAGCACUUUGGGGCCAGUGAUCAUAAUUCUAUUAAUUUUAAAAUAGUUAUGGAAAAAGAUAGGACUUGUCCACAAAUUAACGUCUUAAAUUGAGGCAAGGCAAAAUUUGAAGGUAUUAGAUAGGAGCUUGCAAAGGUUGAUUUGGAGAGGCUCUUUGUCUUGGAAGUGAAAGGCUUUUAAAAGUGAGAUAGCAAGUAGUAGUUAGGGGACAGCAUGUUCCUGCUAGAGUGAAGGCCAAGGCUGGCAGGAUUAGGGAACCCUGGUUCAUGAGGAACAUUGAGGCACUGGUCAGGAAAAAGGAGGUGUACAUCAGGUAGAGGCAGCUGGGAUCAAACUAAUCCCUAGAGGUGGUUAACAGAUCUUAGGAGUAAAUUUAAGAAGGGAACAUGAGAUAGCUUUGGCAGAUUAGGUAAAGGAGAAUCCUAAGAGAUUCUACAAAUAUAUUAAGAGCAAAUAGGGAGAGAACAGGUCUCCUUAAGGAACAAUGUGGUCGUCUAUAUGUGUAGCCACGGUAGAUGGGUGAGGUGUUAAAUGAAUAUUUCUCGUUUGUAUUUACCGUGAAGAAGGUCAUGCACGCUGAAGAAUUACGGGAAAUGAAUAGUGAUGUAUUGGAACAUAUCCACAUUGCAAAAAAGUUGCUGGCAGUCUUAAGGCAUAUUAAAUUGGAUGAAGCCUCGGCCUGAUCAAGUGUAUACUAGAACAUUGUGGGAAGCUAGGGAAGAAAUUUCAGAGGCCCUGGCAGAAAUAUUUGCAUUAUCUUUAGCCAUGCGUGUGAGGUACUGGAAGAUCUAGUCAAUUGGAUACAAAAAUGACUUGGAGGGAGCUAGAGGGUGAUAGUGGAGAGUUGUUUCUCACAUUGGACGCAUGUGACCAGUGGUGUGCCACAGGGAUCGGUGCUGGGUCCAUUGAUGUUUGUCAUCUAUGUUAACAAUUUGGAUAACAGUUUUGUUAUCGUGGUUAGUAAGUUUGCUGAUGACACCAAAAUUGGUGGUGUAGUGGACAGUGAAGGUUAUUUUAGAUUACAACAGGAUCUAGAUCAAUUAGGAAAGUGGGCAAAGAAAUGACAGAUGGAAUUUAACUUGGAUAAAUGAGAGGUAUUGCAUUUUGGUCAGUUAAAGCAGGGCAGGACUUGCACUGUAAAUGGUUGGGUCCUGGAGAGUGUUGUAGGACAGAGACCUAGGGGCUAAGGUAUAUAGUUCCCUGAAAGUGACAACACAGGUAGAAAGGUUGGUGAAGGUGUUUUUCAUGCUUGCCUUCAUCAGUCAGGGCAUUGAGUACAGCAGUUGGGAUGUGAUGUUCCAAAUGUACAAGUCAUUGGUGAGACCACACUUAGAGUAUCGUGUGCAGUUCCGGCUGCCCAACUAUAGGAACGAUGUCACUGAGCUGGAAAGGGUGCAGAAAAGAUUCACAAGGGUGUCACCAGAAUUGGAGGGGUAGGGUGGGGGGGCUUGAGUUAUAAGGAGAGGCUGGAUAGGCUGGGGGUAUUUUGCCUGGAAUGUUGGAAGCUGAGCAGUGACCUUGGAUGUAUAAAAUCAUGAGGGACUUGGAUAAGGUGGAUGAUCAGUCUUUUUCCCAGGAAACUCCCCUGUCCUGAGCAUAAAUUUAAAGUGAGAGGGGAAAAAUUUAAAAGGCACCUGAGAGGCAACUUUUUCAUGUAAAGGGUGGUUGGUAUAUGGAAUGAGCUGCCAGAGAAAGCUGUAGAGGUGGAUAGAAUCACAAUAUUUAAAAGACAUUUGGACAGGUACAUGGGUAGCAAAGGCCUAGAGGGAUAUGGGCUAAAUGCAGGCGAAUGGGACUGACUCAUAUUGACAUAUUGGUUGGCUUGGAUGAGUUGGGCUGACGGGCCUGUUUCCAUUCAGCAAGUUAGUUCAGCAAGUUUGGGACAUUAGUGCCAGACUAACAGAUUUUCCAGACUCUUGGAUGUUAAUUCAAAUAAUACUCCAACUCUUUUAUUUUUUUUGGUAGUUGUUACACAGUAGUAUAAUAAAUUUUCCAGUGAACCUGGUGAGUUUUAAUGGAGAGUGGGAAACAGGGCCUCGGGCCCUGGUGUAUUAAUAAGUCAGAUGCUGAACCAUUGGGAUUUCUAUGCAAUUGGAUUGCAGAUUAUUGGAGUCUUUCUGUAAUUUGUUCUGGUUUUGUAUGCCCUCUGGAGCACUCCACUCCUUUUACUGCUGUCUGCAUCUAUACUCAUGCUGUACAGGUGGCAGUCCAUUGAUGUCUUAAUCUUUGAAAAUCUUCUCUCUCCCCUGGCAACUUUUCAUACACUUGAAAUAUUUAUUUAGCUUAGUUUAUUAUCAUCACUCCAAGUUGCAUCCUGCUUUUGUACAUUUUUAUUAUGCUGCUAAGAAUUAUUCUUUGAAGCAGCACAGGUGGAAACAGUUUGGGCCAUCAUGCUACUGCUGGCACUUUUGUAGACUUAUCCAAAUAGUUUCUUUCCCUGGCCUGUAAUUUUCUUUCCCCUUGCAUAUUCAUCGAUUUUUUUUUUUUGCUGUGAAAGUUACUGUUGAAUCAGCAUCUAAUACCCUCACACUUUUCAGUUAUCAUCUAGGUCUGGGGGGGAAAACUGAGAGACUGUUAGAUAGCUACUUAAAAUCUACCCUCUAGUUACUGGCCCUUCUGACAAUGGAACUUGUUUCUCAUUUAUGUUAUUUGUUAAUUUGAACACCUCUAUCAAAUAUCUUAAACUGCAGUAUGGAGAAGGACUUUAGUCUUCCCAAUUUCCCCACAUUAAAGAAGCUUGUUCACAGUGGUAUGCCAGUAAUUAUCUCUGCACACACUAUACCUUCAUUCUCAUCCUAAACUCUGCCCUGAACUGAGCACAAUACUGCAAUGUAUUUUGAUGAGCAUUUAAAAAUAUUUAGCUUAUUUUCCUUGUUUUUCUAAUCUCUCCCUCUAUUAACAAGGUUUAUUUUUACUAAGCAGCCUUCUCAGUUUGUCUGCUCUCUUUCAAAAAUGUAUGUAUAUAUUUCCAAGUAUCAAUGUUCCUGCAACCUCUUUAAAAUUGUACCUUUUAGUUCACCUUGGUUCAAUUGGUCUUAAUAAAGUAUAUCAGCAC
This is a messenger RNA of Pristis pectinata (smalltooth sawfish), 5052 nucleotides long. It is a transcript of the gene ube2kb, whose product is annotated as ubiquitin-conjugating enzyme E2Kb (UBC1 homolog, yeast). Gene Ontology annotation, biological process: proteasome-mediated ubiquitin-dependent protein catabolic process; protein polyubiquitination. Lineage: Eukaryota; Metazoa; Chordata; Chondrichthyes; Rhinopristiformes; Pristidae. The transcript has 7 exons. Gene Ontology annotation, cellular component: nucleus. The record is from RefSeq and is a predicted model, not a curated record. Bases 398 to 937 code for a protein of 179 amino acids. Gene Ontology annotation, molecular function: protein binding; ubiquitin conjugating enzyme activity.